Molecule: messenger RNA, 1521 nt
Organism: Cannabis sativa
Lineage: Eukaryota; Viridiplantae; Streptophyta; Magnoliopsida; Rosales; Cannabaceae
Product: zinc finger protein 8
Exons: 1
Coding region: 407-1255 (282 amino acids)
Biological process (GO): trichome differentiation; trichome morphogenesis; response to gibberellin
Molecular function (GO): DNA-binding transcription factor activity
Source: RefSeq, a predicted model, not a curated record
AACAAUUUAGAAAAAACAAAGAAAAAAGUGAAAGGAUAUUAGCAAAGAUGCAAUUAAGAUAGAUGAUAGUACUUUGAGUUAGAGAAGCUAGGGAAGCCACUCUCAAACUUGGCGUUGUCAGGCUUUACUCUCAGAUGGGUCAGCCCCAAUUGUCGUCGGAUCACACUCAUCCCUACACAACACCCCUCUCUUUUAUAGGUCCCACACAAAAAAACCUUCUUUUCUUUCACUACCCAAACCCAUUCAAUUCAUUCAUACUCAACUAUCCUCUAAACAAAAACCACACACAUAAACCUUAAAACUCUCUCUUUCUUUCUUUCUUUCACUUCUUCUUAAUAACCCUAAAAAGAAACCAAUCUUCAUUCUUUUAUAAAAUAUUACAUUAAUAUAUUUUUGUAUAAUUUUCAUGGACAAGUCCGAAAGAGAGACUCAUGAUUUCAUGAACGUGGAGUCAUUCUCUCAGCUACCUUUCAUACGUCCAGUAGCCGCCCCACUUAAAGAGAAGGGCGGAAUUAGACUCUUUGGGAAGGAAUUUGGAGGCGGUGGCGGCGGCGGAGGUACUGAUUCCAAAGCCACCACCGCCAUGGAUGGGUCGGAGUCAGCAGAGACUAUAAACUCAUGCGGCGACGACUCAUCCAAAGAUAAUCAUAACAACAAUGAUAACAACAACAACGGGGGAGAGAGUAGCCGCCGUUUCGAGUGCCAUUACUGCUGUCGAAACUUCCCAACAUCUCAAGCCCUUGGAGGCCACCAAAACGCGCACAAGAGAGAAAGACAACACGCCAAGCGAGCUCACCUCCAGUCCGCCAUGGUUCACGGCGGCCUUACUGAUGCUCACGUCUACGGACUAAUCAACUACCGCCUCGGCCACUCAGCAGCCGCUGCUCCGGCUUAUCCUUCUUGGAACGCCAAUUCUACUACAACAACCGUAAAUAGCGGUUCUAGGUAUUAUGGUGGCCACAGCUCGUAUGGUCAGGCUCCGUUGGCGACCCCCAUAAAUGGGAGCCCAUUGGGCUUGUGGAGGAUUCCGGCGGGUGUCCAAAGUGGGCCGACUAUAAGCCGGUCGAUCCAUGGGCCUGUAAUGCCGUUAUUCGCAGGUGAAGAAAUGAAAACGACGUCGUCGUCGGGUUUAGUUGUUGGUGGGUCAAGUAGUAGUGGUCAUGUUAUUGGUUCUCAUCAGAGCCGGUAUGUUAAUUAUCAUGACUCCAAAUCGUCUAGUGUACAAGAGCAUGUGAGUUUGGAUCUUCAUCUGUGAUAAUAAAUAAAUAUUAAUUAAUUAAUUAAUCUUUUUUAGGGGAUGAUAAAUAUUUAAGAUUUCAAUCUAGGCGGAGCUAACGCUUAGCAUAUGAUGAGGCAAUUCUAUAUGUUAUGUUCAUGAUUUUUUCCUUUUUUGUUAGGAGAAAAAAAAAAAAAACUUAUGUUUAGUUCGAUUUAAUAAUUAGUUUGUAAAUGAUCGAAAAAGAAAACUAUUCAUUAUAUUAUGUAUUGUUUUACAUGUUAAUUAACCAAUUUUACAUAGCC